AUGAGUACUACCGCCAUCAUUACACAAAAUCGCCAUGACAUGGCUUCCAUCAAAAGUAUCAGCAUGGGAAAAAUCCUCGCCAAGGAACCGGCGGCGCUGAGUGACCUUCUCGAGGCCGCUCGACUUCCAGGAUUUUUCUGUAUCGAUCUUGAUGGGGAGUCUACUAGAGGUCUGGUGGACGAUGUGCCGGAAAUAUUUACUCUCGUCAAGGAGUACUUCUGUCAGUCUGAACCCGAGAAGAUGAAAAACUUCAAUCCCAACUACGACCGUGGGUACAAGAAAUACGCAGACCAUGAGUCCUUUGAGAUCGCCUUGGAUGACCAUUCCAAUGGACUAUCUGGUUAUCCUGGUUUUCUGCAGGACCACAAGGAGCCACUGAUGGCAUUCUCCGAGGGUUGUCAUCAGCUAGCAAUGCACCUUCUUUCUGCCCUCUCUGAUGGGCUCAUGCGACAGGGGCCCGAUCGAUUCGAGAAUAACCAUCGACCUGAAAUGCCCAGUGACUCUGGUUUCAAGGUGUACUGCGCACCGACCCAAGCUCGGCUAGCGGACGUUACAGACAACACUCAUACCGACGGUGGAACGCUGACAUUGAUGUUCAUCAGGCAUCUAUGCAUGCAGUUGAAGAACCCGCUGACGAACGAGUACCAGUGGAUUGAGAAUAGGCCAGGGCAGAUGGUGGUGAACGUUGCCAAUUCCCUUCAGGAACAGUCCAACGGCCAGUUGCACUCUUGUCUUCACCGUGUAACUCAGCCGGAAGAUGGGGUGGAAGAGAGGUAUUUGCUUAGCUAUUUUCUCCGACCGGACAAGGUGGCCUGA
This is a messenger RNA of Aspergillus pseudonomiae, 816 nucleotides long. RefSeq names its product putative oxidoreductase, 2OG-Fe(II) oxygenase family. The record is from RefSeq and is a predicted model, not a curated record. NCBI's taxonomy places the organism in Eukaryota, Fungi, Ascomycota, Eurotiomycetes, Eurotiales, Aspergillaceae. Bases 1 to 816 code for a protein of 271 amino acids. Gene Ontology annotation, molecular function: dioxygenase activity. The transcript has 3 exons.